Messenger RNA from Macadamia integrifolia, 2992 nucleotides. Its product is annotated as cell division control protein 48 homolog C-like. The coding region runs from base 271 to 2757 and encodes 828 amino acids. NCBI's taxonomy places the organism in Eukaryota, Viridiplantae, Streptophyta, Magnoliopsida, Proteales, Proteaceae. Gene Ontology annotation, cellular component: nucleus. Gene Ontology annotation, biological process: ribosome biogenesis. The transcript is spliced from 10 exons. Gene Ontology annotation, molecular function: preribosome binding; RNA binding; ATP hydrolysis activity. The record is from RefSeq and is a predicted model, not a curated record.
AUCCUAAGAGGAUUUGCUGCAAUGCAAUCUAACCGUUGGAAAACGCAGGUAGAAGACGCGAGGAUGGGUUUAUGCAAUGAAAUCCGACCGUUGGAAAUCGCAGGCGGAAGACACGAGUUUACAACGGAGAGAGAGCUCCGAAAAGAGAGUCUGGGGAUGGGAAGAGAGCCCUACGGAGCGAGAUCUCAGAGCUAUUUCUCUCUUCCGUGCGUUGUGACUGAACCCUACUGUCUCUCUUUCUGAGCUCAAGACUCCGAGAAAGAUAGAGAGAUGGGGAGGAGAAUGGAAGGGCGAUCUCCUUCCGUCUUCAAUCGUGAUAUUCUUCUUCGUCGUCUCGAAUCCUGUGACGACAAGUCAAGCCUCGAAGAUAUAGUGGAGUUUCUGCGCUCAAGCUUCCCGGAUUACAGACGAAUCAAGCAACAACCCUUCACCAAUCAUGUCCAGCAAACCCUUGAGUUUCAACAGAGAAAACGAGAUUUCUGUGUUUUCACCUCCAAUGACUCCAAUGAAGUAGACGAAGACACUGACUCCACAGCGCCCUCUUUAUACCCUUUUCGUAAGAAGGUAAAGAAGAUAGACAUCGGAGAAAAGAGGCUGCGACUUAAGCGGAGAGAGCAAGAUUGUCCUUCGACCUCUUCGUCCGGCGACAACGACGAAUCGGAUGGUUCGUUUUCCACUUAUAAAGAUGCAAUUUAUGAAGAGAAGGUGGAACCUGAGUUUGAUUUGAUCAAGUCAAUGCUUCGUUCCAGUUACAGUGCAUCGAAGAAGGAUAAAGAUACAAAGGCUAAGGCUGAGGAGAAGAAUUUGGAGGUGGAAGUUAUUAAUAAAGAGAAGAAGAUUGGCUUGAUUGGUGGAGAGAGAGAAUCGAGUAUUAGAGAUUCCAAAACUUCUAGAGAGAGAGAAUUGAGUAGUAGAGAUGGUUAUGAGGUGAAGGGGAAGGAUGGACCAAGGUUUAGGGAUCUUGGCGGGAUUAAAGGGGUUUUGGAUGAGUUGAUUAAGAAGGUAAUUUAUCCACUUUACAAUAUGCAGCUGGCUCGGUGGCUAGGACUGAAGCCAAUAACUGGUAUUUUGUUACAUGGACCGCCUGGUUGUGGAAAGACAAAGCUUGCUCAUGCGAUUGCUAAUGAAAUUGGCGUUCCGUUCUACAAGAUUUCAGCUACUGAAGUAGUUUCUGGUGUCUCAGGUGCGUCAGAAGAGAAUAUACGUGACCUUUUUUCAAAAGCAUACAGGACUGCUCCAUCAGUUGUCUUUAUUGAUGAGAUUGAUGCCAUUGCUUCUAAAAGAGAAAAUCUGCAGAGGGAGAUGGAACGGCGAAUUGUGACACAGCUGAUGACUUGCAUGGAUGAAUCACACCAAAUUACGAAGCCAGUUGAUGUAGAUUUGAAUUCAGAAGCAUCUGAUUCCAGACCUGGUUAUGUUCUUGUAAUUGGAGCUACAAAUAGACCUGAUGCUGUUGAUCCUGCCCUCAGGAGACCUGGAAGGUUUGACCGGGAGAUUGUUUUGGGUGUUCCAGAUGAAAAUGCACGGAUUGAGAUUCUGUCUGUGCUCAAACGUAACCUUAGACUUGAAGGUACAUUUGAUCUUGCGAAAAUAGCCAGAUCUACGCCAGGAUUUGUUGGAGCAGACUUGACAGCACUUGCCAACGAGGCUGGUUGCCUUGCUUUAGAGAGGAUUGUAGAUAGUAGGAGGUCUGACCUAGCCAGAGAACCCAAAGAUGAUGAUCAUUGUGAAGAAAGGUAUAGUUGUUCAUGGUCACUUGAAGAUUUGGAAGGAUGCAGCAUCACAAUGGAUGAUUUUGAGGAAGCAGCUAAGAUGGUUCAAUCUUCUUCAAGAAGGGAGGGAUUCUCUACAAUCCCUAAUGUCAAGUGGGAGGAUAUUGGAGGGCUUGAUGCACUGCGGCAAGAAUUUAACUUUUGCAUUGUUAGACGUAUAAAAUAUCCUGAGAACUAUGAGAAACUUGGAAUGAAUUUAGGGAUGGGAUUUUUGCUUUAUGGACCUCCAGGCUGUGGAAAAACAUUGAUUGCCAAAGCUGUAGCAAACGAGGCGGGAGCCAAUUUCAUACACAUAAAGGGCCCAGAACUUCUGAACAAGUAUGUUGGAGAAAGUGAGUUGGCAGUUAGAACAAUAUUCAGACGGGCAAGAACAUGUUCUCCUUGCAUAAUUUUCUUUGAUGAGGUGGAUGCUUUGACAACAACACAUGGAAAAGAGGGGGGUUGGGUUGUUGAGCGGCUUUUGAAGCAGUUGCUCAUAGAGCUAGAUGGUGCUGAUGAGCGGCGUGGUGUUUUCGUCAUUGGUGCUACAAACAGGCUUGAGGUGAUGGAUUCCGCUGUCUUACGGCCAGGCAGGUUUGGGGAACAUCUUUAUGUACCUCUGCCUAGUCCUGAUGAACGUGGAUUGAUUUUAAAAGCACUUGGUCGCAAGAAGCCUAUUGAUGCUGAUGUUGAUUUGAUGGCCAUUGGACAUAAUGAAGCUUGCGAAAAUCUAAGUGGUGCUGAUCUUGCAGCACUGAUGGAAAAAGCUGCAACAGUUGCACUUGUUGAGAAAGAAGUAUUAGGUCCAGGCAGCUCAGAUGCAGAACUUUCCAUUAAGGCAAUUCACAUUGAGCGAGCAUUAAAGAAAAUAUCUCCAUCUGUCUCAAACAAGCAAAAGCGCCAUUAUGAAGCCGUGUGGCGGAGAUUUACCAAAAAUAACAAAAACAAAAGUUGUUUUGUUGCAGAGCUUUGGAAAGAGAUGAGCACAGAAAGUAUGAUUUUGUAGUGUCAGUUCAUCGUAUGAUUUUGUAGUGUUUCAGUUCAUCAUCUAUUCUUCACCCCCCCCCCCUCCAAAAAAAAUCCAUCAUCUAUUACAUUAUCUCAUUAAAAUACUUGGUCUCAAUCUCUAGGCUGUAGUUUUCUAAUUGUUUGGAAACCCUUCUAUUAAUUUCUUCAUCAGAAUAUGUAAUUCUUAUUUUAUUUUCCUAUUUAUUCCAUAGAAGAAUCCUUGGAGCAUGGAA